UCUCUCUCUCCUAUUCAUGCUGCUCUCUUCUUCUUCUUCUUCUUCUUCUGCUUCUGCUUCUUCUUCUUCUUCUUCUUUCCUCUGAAAAUAUCAUAGAAAUUAUACAUAUAAUUAUUACACGUAUAAUUUUAAGACACGAGCACCGGUGAUAUACAAAUUCCCUGUGUCUAAUACAAGAAAGGUGAUCGGAACAAUUUUUUUCUGCAUACUAAGUGUGGAUCGACUAGGACCAUCACAUCUUGAGGUGGAUUUAGUUUUAGUACAGAAACUAUUUCUGUACUCUAUUCUUACAUCGGACAACAGGUACAGCAUGGAUCCUCUGGCUGUAGGCCGGGUGAUAGGGGAAGUCCUGGAUCCCUUUGUAAGGACUGUCGCUUUUAGGGUGAGGUAUAACAACAGGGAAGUCACCAGUGGUUGUGAGCUCAGGCCUUCCCAGGUAGCCAACAGUCCUAGGGUUGAUAUUGGGGGUGAUGAUCUAAGGAACUUCUACACCCUUAUUAUGGUGGACCCUGAUGCUCCCAGCCCAAAUGAUCCUUCCCUUAGGGAAUACCUCCAUUGGAUGGUGACUGAUAUUCCAGGUACCACAUCGGCAAGUUUUGGACAAGAGGUGGUUAAGUACGAGAGUCCUCUGCCACAUCUUGGGAUUCAUCGAUUUGUUUUGGUGCUGUUUCAACAGUUGGGACGCCAAACAGUGUUCCCUCCUGAAUUGAGGCACAAUUUCUGCACAAGGGACUUCGCCUUGCUUUACAAUCUAGGCUUGCCCGUUGCUGCUGUCUACUUCAAUGCUCAAAGAGAGCCCAGCAACAGAGGAUGAGACAAUUAACAUCUGUUGCUCCUGCUGUUGCUGCUGCUGCUAUUAUUAUUAUUAUUAUUAUUAUUAUUACUACGGAUCAUAUUAUGGAUCUUAGUUAUGUGUGCCGACACUCGUUAAUAUAUAUUUAAUAUAUUUUAUCUUUAGCAUUAAAA
This is a messenger RNA of Diospyros lotus (date-plum), 966 nucleotides long. Its product is annotated as protein HEADING DATE 3A-like. Bases 311 to 814 code for a protein of 167 amino acids. The record is from RefSeq and is a predicted model, not a curated record. NCBI's taxonomy places the organism in Eukaryota, Viridiplantae, Streptophyta, Magnoliopsida, Ericales, Ebenaceae. The transcript has 5 exons.